AUGUCCUCCUCAGCCACCCCAUCCCGCACCACCAUCGCCCUUCAAAACACCGCUUAUCAUCUCGUCGGCUGUAGCGCCUACAUGGCACUCCUAUACAAACCCCUCUCCUGCUGCAUAAAACACACUCCACAAUACCUUUUGCUCCUUGGACCCAUCAUUCUCUAUCUCUUUAUGCUAGCUCUUCAUCAAAGCUAUGUGGGAUAUACCGAGGUGAUGCAGAACUUCAAGAGCGCUGCGGAUAUGGAUAUGGAAAAGUCGGGACAGAGAUGCAAGCAGGAAAGUAAUCACACGACUGGGAAAUCGGGCAAAUCGGGAAAAUCAAAGAGGAAGAAUCAUCGUGGUGGAGGGAAGGCGAAGAAGGCGAAGAGCAAGCGAGAGGAUACGUGCAAUAGUACUGGAAGCUCGAAUUCUGGAGAGAAUUCUGGAGAGAAUUAA
Botrytis deweyae is the source of this 435-nucleotide messenger RNA. RefSeq lists its product as uncharacterized. The transcript has a single exon. The coding region runs from base 1 to 435 and encodes 144 amino acids. NCBI's taxonomy places the organism in Eukaryota, Fungi, Ascomycota, Leotiomycetes, Helotiales, Sclerotiniaceae. The record is from RefSeq and is a predicted model, not a curated record.